CUGGUCUCUUUAUCACUUCUAUUAUUAUUCUUAUUAUUUAAGAAUAGUUAGAUCUUAAUUGUAAACCCUUUACUUUCUUAUACAAGAGGAAUAAAGAAAGAUAAUAAGUAAUGGCAUCUUCAAGCGUAUACUCAAACUCACCAUGUGCAGCGUGCAAGUUUUUGAGAAGGAAGUGCAUGCCAGAUUGCAUAUUUGCUCCAUAUUUUCCACCAGAAGAACCACAGAAAUUCGCAAACGUUCACAAAAUAUUUGGUGCAAGCAACGUGAGUAAACUUCUGAAUGAAGUUCAACCUCAUCAAAGAGAAGAUGCAGUCAACUCUCUUGCCUAUGAAGCUGAGGCAAGAAUUAAAGAUCCUGUUUAUGGUUGUGUUGGUGCUAUUUCAGUCCUCCAAAGACAAGUUAUUAGUCUCCAAAAGGAACUCGAUUCUACUAAUGCCGAUUUGAUUCGCUAUACUCAAAUAUUACCAAAUCCUCAAGAACAUGGAGGACCUUCUUCUCCUCCUCCUCCUCCACCACCUUUUUACUGUCCUUCACCUUGGAACAAUAAUGAUCCACUAGGGGAAGCUUAUCACACAAGUGGAGGUGGUGACAAUAUGUGAUAUAUAUCUUACUAUAUCCCUACAUGGAGGGUUUCUUAUAAUUAUACAUAUAGUGUUUUACUUGAUAUACAUGUCUAUCUAUAAACAACUUGAUAUACAUAAUAUUUGUAAAAUGUCUUUCUAAAUGGUAUCUAUAUAUAUGUGUAUGAUAUUUGAUAUUAUAGUUUGUGAAAAUGAAGAUCUUCAUAUUUUAUAAAAUGUAUAUCUUAUUGUCAACACAAAAGAACUUGUUCAAAAAGAAACAUACAACAAACAGAAGAAGAUGAAGUUUCGUUUGGUUUCGCUCUGAGUGUAUUUUGUGUUGGUUU
This is a messenger RNA of Vicia villosa (hairy vetch), 907 nucleotides long. Its product is annotated as LOB domain-containing protein 25-like. The transcript has 2 exons. The coding region runs from base 111 to 599 and encodes 162 amino acids. The record is from RefSeq and is a predicted model, not a curated record. NCBI's taxonomy places the organism in Eukaryota, Viridiplantae, Streptophyta, Magnoliopsida, Fabales, Fabaceae.